GAGAUGGUGGGUGGGGGUUCACAUUAGGUUUGGGUUUUGAGUUGGCAGCAUUUCGUUUGAUGGCUCUGUCGCACUGACAGGAUUCUCUCUUUAACUUCGCAUUUCCAUCGACGGCAUGUCGUCGUGGACGCGUAAAAAUAUGCUACAUUUCGCCAAAUGCAUGUAAUUAUGUGACACAACCCACAUAGCGUGACUAUGGAAUAUGGGCGAUGCGGAGCUGUCAAACUCUUCUUUGAUCGCCUGCGAUGGUCACCAUGGCAAUAAUUACGCGUCAGGAGAACAGCGCCGUGUGGAGAUCGCGUAAAAGCGCACUGUCUGUCAGAUAGUGACCGUUUCCAGAACAGGUGCGUGCAUGUGUGUGAAUCGCUCUCAGUCCGGCUAUAGACCGACGAUGGGAUGGCACGGCGCGGGUGAACGCUAGAUCGCCCGGCUCGGGUGUUAUUUGGUGAAGCGGCACCGGCUGUUGCGCAUCACGUUGGUGGAAACCCGGCGUGGAUGGGUGGCGGUUCCGCAUCGCAAGGAGAUCCCCCCGCCUCGCGCAGAGAGACCACCCGGAUUCUGCAGAGGAAUGCCGCGACGCGCCGACAGCGAGCGUCUUUACAUUGCGUCCAUCGGGGUAUUGGAGAAGUGCAGUGGGCGAAGGCAUAGGCUGACUCUGCGCGCAACAGACCGCGGCCAGUCGUGACUUUCACCUGGCGACACAAACACGGACCCUAUCGCGUUUGGACGCGUGCCAUCCGCGCAACAGCUGCGCGUUAAUGCCAGCAGGUGCAAGACCUGACUUUAGUGCUGGUUUGCCCUGUGCAUCACUCUAUCUGUUACAUUCUCUUGGCAUUCAUUGUGAUAAACUCAAGCACACAGUGGCUGCAGUUGUGUGAACACUGGUCAGGAUGCAGGUAUCAUUUGCCUGUACAGAGCACAAUCUAAAGAGCCGCAGCGAGGAUCGGCUGUGUGGCCUGCGAACUGCCCCUCCACCAGGGGGCAGCAGCAGUGGAGGGGGCGGAGGGGAAAGAGGGAGCGGACAAGGAGGAAACGGCAACUAUGCCCCUCAGAGCUCCGUCAAAUUACGGGAUACGAUGGGGCCCCGCCCUUUACCACAAGGCCAUGCCCACAUGAAAGAGGCUAUUGGACGACACAGUAGCAUGAAAUACAGAAACCUUGGGAAAUCAGGUUUGCGUGUUUCCUGCUUGGGUCUCGGCACCUGGGUGACAUUUGGCUCUCAGAUCUCUGAUGAGAUGGCAGAGAGUUUAAUGACGAUAGCCUAUGAGAAUGGAGUAAAUCUGUUUGACACAGCAGAAGUAUACGCUUCAGGCAGGGCUGAAAUCACUCUGGGGAACAUAAUUAAAAAGAAAGGCUGGAGACGGUCCAGUUACGUUGUAACGACUAAGAUCUACUGGGGUGGACAGGCGGAGACAGAAAGAGGCCUGUCAAGAAAACACAUCAUAGAAGGGCUACGAGGUUCUCUGUCUCGACUACAGCUGGAUUACGUGGAUAUCGUCUUUGCCAAUCGAAGUGAUGUAAACAGUCCCAUGGAAGGUCUUUCAUUUCUUUCAUGCCCUUUGUUACAGUAUGAAUGCAAAAUGCGUUUCACAUGCCUCAUCGAGAGAAUUAUUGUGUGUUUCACAGAAGUGGUACGGGCAAUGACAUUUGUUAUAAACCAGGGUAUGGCCAUGUACUGGGGUACGUCACGCUGGAGUGCCAUGGAGAUAAUGGAGGCGUACUCUGUAGCGAGACAGUUUAACCUGAUCCCACCCGUAUGCGAGCAGGCCGAGUAUCAUUACUUUCAGAGGGAUAAAGUAGAGGUCCAGCUUCCGGAGCUUUACCACAAGAUCGGUGUCGGUGCAAUGACCUGGUCUCCUCUCGCAUGCGGACUCAUCACAGGAAAAUACAGCGAUGGCGUCCCAGACUGUUCACGGGCCUCAAUAAAAGGGUAUCAGUGGCUGAAAGAGCGAGUAAACAGUGAAGAAGGACGCAGACAACUGGCAAAAAUUAAAGAGCUCCACCUGGUGGCCGACAGGCUCGGCUGCACUCCUGCUCAGCUCGCGAUUGCAUGGUGCUUACGUAGUGAGGGAGUCAGUUCUGUACUUCUUGGUGUCUCCAACACAGACCAACUUCUUGAAAACCUUGGAGCAAUGCGGAUUCUGUCUCAAAUGAAUCCUCAGACCAUAGGUGAGAUCGACGCACUCCUGGGAAACAAGCCUCACUCCAAGAAAGAGUCACGCGCGUGAAGGAACGAGAUGAUUACCGAACCACAUACAGCCAGAAAAAGCAAGCGAUGGAGAAAAGACUGAACGCGGCGUCCCAUGGCUUCUCUGCUCUCCCGUAUAUUACAACACCUGCAUGCCUUCUGCAACAUGCUUCCAGCCCAUACCGCACUGCUCUCUGUAACCCUACUCAAAUAUCUGAACAUACCGACAAAUAAGACGUGCAAACUCUGAAACGGCCGCACAAACGUCAUCUUUCUUUAUUUGGAUACGCUGACGUUUCUGUCUUGAAGGAGAAAGUCUUGCAAAACCAGGAAAUGAAAGAGGCGAUGGAAAGUUUCCAUGACCCCUCUCGUCCCUGUCCUUGUUUUUCCACCAGGUUUUCAUCGGACGAGCUGUUAUGAGAGAGUGCGUAUGACGUGAGGCACGAACGAAAGUUUGUAUGCGUGCAUGAGGUGACACAAACUCUUUAUCGCUGGUGUUGCACCUGAGCUACUCAAAACUCGGACGCCACGUCUCGCCGGGUGGACGGCGUGUCAGACGCUCAACGUAGCCAGAUGUUUACGAAAGGUGCUCGCCACAUUCGUGGGGACGUCGCGGUACCCGUCAAAGUGCGGAGGAGUAUGCGGACACAUCGGCGUGUGACAGCAACAAGUCUCAACAUCACAAGUCUUCCUCCGUUUCUCUCCUUUCCAUCUCUCCUUGUGUUUACAAUGGUGCACCUGUCCCUUUAAGAGAAAUGUGUGCAGUUGUAGGAGGGAAGUGCGAGUGUGUAUAUGAUGCCUCACAAACAGGUUCAAAGCCAAUUCUCUAUUUAUUAAAAAAGCAUGUGUCAUGUGUUUCAUUUGAUAUAACAGUUAGUUGCAGUCCUUGAUUCUGAUUGGUCGAAAGCUGUGAAUUUAUUCAUGACAGCUGCACUCAACGAGUCUGUGUGUCACUGCACAGCACCCCAGACAGCAGACGAGUUCGGGCCGAAUCCACACCGAACUCGGCAGAUCCGUCUGUCAUUUGCUGUCUGGGCUCGCAAUGUCAAACAUUCUGUACAAGCGUUCCUUCAGGUUGAAUGAGUGACCCGGGUGGAGCUGCCGCUACAGCAGCAAGCAGGCUCCUGAUUGGUUAACGCAGCGCGAAAUUCCGCCAAAGUAAAAAUUUUUCAACUCGGGCGUCAACCAGCAAUUCGCGGCAAACGCAAAAUGCACAAAAAGCACCAUUCGCGCAUACUUUGCGCGAACGAGGCAAAAUCGCAUCUUCCUCGCCACGCCAAACGCCUCAUACGCGUCUUCACAUUGACUUAACAUUGAAAUCACUCGCGCUUCAUGCCUCUACCGCGGCUGGUGUAACAUCCUAGGUUACUCGUGGGAUAUAACUUCGUGUCAUGAGAAUUUUUCGCUCGAGUUGAAUAUUUUCAACUUGUGCGAAGACGAGUUUGAGGCGAAUAGCGCGUGUUUUCACGGCAAACGCGCCGCCCAUAUUGCGUCAUUCGCAUCGCCCCACGCGAGGACGCGUCUGAUCGCGUCUUUGCAUUGACUUUGUAUGUAAUCUACUCACGCAAAUCGUUGAACUCGCAUCUGGUGUAACUGUGGGUUUACACCAAACGCAAAGCGUGCCAUCACAUCGCGUUGCUCGCUCUAGAUUACUCGCGGGAUUUAACUUCGUGUCAUGCGAAUUUUUCGCUCAAGUUGAAUAUUUUCAACUUGAAUGAAGACGCGUUUGAGGCGAAUAGCGCGUGUUUUCACGGCAAACGCGUCGCCCAUAUCGUGUCAUUCCCAUCGCCCCACGCGAGGACGCGUCUGAUCGCAUCUUUGCAUUGACUUUGUAUGCAAUCUACUCGCGCAAAUCCUUGAACUCGCAUCUGGUGUAAACCCACAGUAAACGCAGCAUAACAACGCCCUUCAGGCGUGACUUAUUCAUGAUACAGCAUGGCCUCAACUAUUGCUUACCUAAAGGGAUAAUUCAGUCAAACAUUUAAAUUACCCCACAGUUUACUCACCAUCAAGCCAUCCUCGAUGUAUAUGAUUAUCUUUUUCAGACAAAAACAAUAUGAGUUAUAUUAGAAAAUGUCCUGGUUGUUCCAAGCUUUAUAAUGGUAGUAAAUGGUGCUUCUGAAAAAAGUCCAUCCAUCCUUACCAGAAAUAAUCCACACGGCGCCAGGGGGUUCAUAAAAAUGUCACAAAUAAUCAUUUGAAUGAUUUCAGUGCUUUGUCAAAAAUUUGCUUACAGGAAAAUAAGAGAACUGGGUUUGAAUACUUUUGCGAGGCAUCAUGUGUUUGCGUGUGAAGCUUGGCUUCUGUGUUCAGCAUCCUUUGCACUAAGUGGACAGAGUCAUAAUUUUAAGAUCAUGGGUCCUAAUAGUCAUGAUGGUUAACAUGACCAGAGAACUGUGCUAGUAUUGCUGUGUAUUUGACACACAUAUACACACACACACAUUUUCACGGUUCUGUCAUGUGUUUAUUGUUCUGUUCAUUGUUCGUGUCUUUUAUUAUGUAGCUCUGUUUCAUGUCCAAACAUGAGAUGAGACUUUAAUAAAACAAAACAUGAAGCAUGAAACAACGAGCAUGAUCAAGAACAAGAAACACGAGGGCUAUAUAUAUACAGACAAGAAACCAAUCAGAACAUGACACAUCGGGAACAAGAGACAACCAUGACAAUGAACACUUUUAAAAUAAAAGACAUGAACAUGAAACAGAACUACAUAAUAAAAGACAUGAACACAUGACAGAACCGUGACACACACUGCGUCUGUGACAAUGAAAAGUGAAGCACUUCACAUAUUUGUGUGUUUGUGUCGUUCCAUGAUUUCAGACAGGCACAGAUGAGACUCCUGACUGGAUUGAAUGAAUCCCUUCUGAAAAUUUCAUUUAGCGAAUGAUGUAUAUCACAAUUGUGCAGCGCCACAAAACAAGGUUGACCAAUUUACAGUAUUACAUAUCUACGCUUAGACUUUGUUUAGACGAGCAACAAAAAUCUGUUUUUUUUUGUAUGUGUGUGUUCUGUUUAGUUAAAGAUGCAUAGUACUAAACAAUAAGAUAUUUAGAUACACAGGAAAUUUACUGCAUUGUCUAAAGCCUGGGAUACUUGCCGAUUUUUGCCAUCCUAUAAGAUCAUUACCUCAUAACACUGUGCGACAUGGAGCGUUUAAACUUGGGUACGAUGAAACCUAUUGAAUCAUAGGCUGCAACUUCAUCAGCAUGCACUACUGGUAAACAAAUACAGGUCAGCAGGUCGUAGCAGCAAACACACUGUGCUUUGAUCAUGCUGAAUUUCUGACAUUGUCAGAAAACUAUCGUAGGCUAACUUUGGUCGCAAGACCGCGAAAUGGCCGUCUUUGAAACUCUCUCACUGUACGAAAUAGGACAACCAAUAAAGAGCCACAAUCACAGAAAUCGCGACAAUUGUUUCACAAUGGCAUUCUUUCGUCUUGAACAGCCAAAAAUCGUGCAGUGUAUCCCGGGCUUAAAAAAUAGAGUUCACAUUUCAUCAGAUACAAAGUGACGUGGGGAAAGUUUCUAAAAAGCAAAAUCAGAUUUAUGUACUGUGUGAACAAAGACUAGGACUUCUUGAGACACACACAGUUGAACACAGUAAGCAGGUACACUAUAAAAAAGUAUGUGUUUGUGCGGUAUUAAUUUUUUUUUACUAAAGGUGCAGUGUGUACAUUUUAGUGGCAUCUAGUGGUGAGGUUGCGAAUUGCAACCAACGGCUUAGUCCACUGCUCACCCCUUGCUUUUGAAACACAUAGAGAAGCUAUGGUAGCUGCCACCGGACAAACAUGUCAUAGUCGGAGACAACUUAGUAAAAAAAAAAGUCAGUUAAGGGCUUCUGUAGAAAAAUGGCGGCACAAAAUGGAGACUUCCAUGUAAGGGGACCCUCUUUGUAUGUUGAUAAAAAGGUCUCGUUCUAAGGUAAUAAACACAUAACGGUUCAUUAUGAAAGGUCUUUGUACACCCCUGAUAAUAUAGUUUUGUAUAUUAUUUUGCAUUUCUGUCAAGAGAUCCUUCUAAAAAUUACACACUGCACCUUUAAUUCAGCAUUUUUACACUAGUAACUAACAUAAAUUAACUAAAGGGAAAUUUCAUCCUCUAAAUCUGUAUGAUUUUUUUUCAUAUAUUUUUCAUCAUUUAUCACAAUACUUCCAAAAUAUUUUUUCGAAUGACGUAUUCUUUGAUUUUUUUUUUUUUUUUUUUGAGGAACACAAAAGAAGAAUUUUAAUAAAUGAUGCUAAGCACACAACUGAUUGUAGCCAUUGACUUCCAUAGUAGCAAUAAAAAAUACAAUGGAAUUCAAUGGGUACCAUCAACUGUGUGCUUACAUCAUUUAUCAAAAUAUAUAUUUCAUCAUUUAUUAAAAUACUUCCAAAAUAUUUGUUCCUACUAUGGAAGUCAAUGGUUACAAUCUGCCAUGUGCUUACCAUCAUUUAUCAAAAUAUAUUUUUUAUCAUUCAUCAAAGUACUUGCAAAAUAUUUUUUCCUACUAUGGAAGUCAGUGGUUACAAUCAGCUGUGUACUUACCAUCAUUUAUCAAAAUAUAUUUUUCAUCAUUUAUCACAAUGCUUUCAAAAUAUUUUUUCCUACUAUGGAAGUACAAAAUACAAAAUAUCUUCUUUUGUGCUCAUUAAAUUUAGGUUUA
Messenger RNA from Misgurnus anguillicaudatus (oriental weatherfish), 6830 nucleotides. RefSeq names its product voltage-gated potassium channel subunit beta-3. NCBI's taxonomy places the organism in Eukaryota, Metazoa, Chordata, Actinopteri, Cypriniformes, Cobitidae. Gene Ontology annotation, biological process: regulation of potassium ion transmembrane transport; potassium ion transport. Gene Ontology annotation, cellular component: cytoplasm; voltage-gated potassium channel complex; membrane. Gene Ontology annotation, molecular function: voltage-gated potassium channel activity; transmembrane transporter binding; potassium channel regulator activity. The record is from RefSeq and is a predicted model, not a curated record.